AUGUCAACGAAUUCACAACCACCUCUAUCUGAUUAUAUUGAGCCUGACAUUCCAAUAGUUCCGGAUGUAGCUGAACCUAUUCUCCCAACCACAACAGAGCCAAGGCGUUCUCAGCCGGGCUCUACUGAACCAGGCUUCUUUCAAAAUUUGUACCAUACGGUGAUUCAAUCGUCACAUCCUUUUGCAUUGCUGACUUAUGUCUUUUUUCGGGUGAGCCCCAUUAUCAUUUAUAUGAUUGGAUAUACGCUGUUCGGGCAUAAUUUCAUUUUUCAGUUCAUUGUUACAAUUCUGCUUUUGAGCGCUGAUUUUUGGAAUGUAAAGAAUUUAAGUGGACGCUUGAUGGUUGGUUUAAGGUGGUGGAGUGAGACAAAUGAGCUAGGAGAGUCAAUUUGGACGUUCGAAUCCGCUGAUGCUGAAAGAUAUGUUAAUCCAAUUGAUUACAAGGUGUUUUGGAUGAUGUUAUAUGCAACACCAGCAUUUUGGAUUUUUCUGGCACUAUUGGCAUUUUUGAAACUUCAAUUUUUGUACCUAACUCUUGUCAUCCUAGCUGUUACCCUUAGUGCGACCAAUGCUCUAGCUUACACCAAAUGCGAUAAGUUUUUUAAGGCAGAGACCUCCAGUUUAGGUUUUUUUGGCACGAUGUUGCAAAAAAUCAAUCCUUUUGAUAUCUAA
This is a messenger RNA of Komagataella phaffii GS115, 672 nucleotides long. RefSeq names its product Integral membrane protein localized to late Golgi vesicles along with the v-SNARE Tlg2p. NCBI's taxonomy places the organism in Eukaryota, Fungi, Ascomycota, Pichiomycetes, Pichiales, Pichiaceae. The record is from RefSeq and is a predicted model, not a curated record. Gene Ontology annotation, cellular component: Golgi membrane. Gene Ontology annotation, biological process: vesicle-mediated transport; protein secretion. The coding region runs from base 1 to 672 and encodes 223 amino acids. The transcript has 2 exons.